This is a messenger RNA of Arabidopsis thaliana (thale cress), 2997 nucleotides long. RefSeq names its product obscurin-like protein. The transcript has 4 exons. The record is from RefSeq and is marked reviewed. Lineage: Eukaryota; Viridiplantae; Streptophyta; Magnoliopsida; Brassicales; Brassicaceae. The coding region runs from base 361 to 2661 and encodes 766 amino acids.
UUAUCCUUAACCACAAAACAAACGUCACAACUCCGUCACCGCAAACUAGGCAGAUUAUCUGGUUUUCCGGCGGUUUCUCGUUAUCUACGAGAGAGUGAGAGAGGAAAUACCUCGGGGUGAACUCGCUGCGUAGCCAAAGCCUCUUCAAUUUUGCUCUUUUGUUCAAUUCCGUCGCUUAAUUAUCUGGUUUUGCGUAUUUUGAAGAGUCAGUUUGACGAAUUUAUGCUGAAAUUUCGUUCUUUCUCUGUUUAUCUUUCAGCGACGAUUUUUCUGGGUUUUUCAGUUUUGGAUCAAUCCAUAAUCUGUCGUGAUUAGGGUUUUAUACCUUGAUGAGGAUUUACUGAAUUAGUUGUAUUAAAGAUGGCGAGAAAAGCUAACAAUAGUUUUUUCCUUGAAGAAUGGUUAAGGACUGUGAGUGGAAGUAGUGUCUCUGGUGAUCUAGUGAAGCAAAAUUCUGCUCCAUCUGCUAGGUCGAUUAUUCAAGCAUGGUCUGAGAUUCGUGAAUCUCUUCAAAACCAAAACUUUGAUUCACGUUACCUUCAAGCUUUGAGAGCUUUGGUUAGCUCUGAGUCCACUAUCCAUGUUGCAGAUCCCCAAGCAAAGCUACUUAUUUCUAUACUAGCUUUUCAAGAUGUAUCUCUUCCGUCUGAGUCUUACACACUUGUUCUCAGACUACUCUAUGUGUGGAUUAGGAAAGCAUUUCGACCGUCUCAAGCACUUGUUGGUGUAGCGGUUCAGGCCAUUCGUGGCGUUGUUGAUGACAGGCGUAAUCUCCAACCAGCCUUAGUAGCGCAGAGUGUUCUGGUUUCUGGUGCGUUUGCGUGUGUUCCUUCUCUGUCAGGAGACGUGAAAGUCUUAUGCUUGGAAUUGUUAUGCAGGCUUUUGGAAGAAGAGUACUCUUUAGUGGGAUCUCAAGAAGAACUUGUUCCUGUAGUGCUUGCAGGAAUUGGGUAUGCUUUAUCUUCUUCGUUGGAUGUUCAUUACGUCAGACUAUUGGAUUUAUUGUUUGGCAUUUGGUUAAAAGACGAGGGUCCUCGUGGCACUGUCACUUACGGUCUGAUGAUUCUUCAUUUGAUUGAGUGGGUUGUGUCAGGUUAUAUGCGGUCUAAUUCUAUCAACAAGAUGUCUCUUUUUGCGAACGAGGUACUAGAGACUUCUAAGGAAAAGUAUGCUGUUUUCGCUGUCUUCAUGGCAGCAGCUGGGGUAGUGAGAGCUUCCACGGCAGGAUUCAGUAGUGGUGCACAGAGUUUGGAGAUUUCUAAACUAAGAAAUUCAGCUGAAAAGCGAAUAGAAUUUGUAGCUCAAAUUUUAGUUUCUAAUGGUAAUGUUGUUACACUUCCAACCACACAGAGAGAAGGUCCCCUGUUGAAGUGCUUUGCUAUUGCAUUGGCUCGAUGUGGGUCUGUUUCUUCCUCUGCUCCUCUGCUUUUGUGUCUCACUUCUGCAUUGUUAACUCAGGUAUUUCCUUUAGGCCAGAUAUAUGAAUCAUUUUGCAAUGCUUUUGGCAAAGAGCCUAUUGGACCAAGACUCAUUUGGGUCAGGGAGCAUCUUUCUGAUGUUCUUUUCAAGGAAUCAGGGGCCAUAUCUGGGGCUUUCUGCAAUCAAUAUUCAUCAGCAAGUGAAGAGAACAAGUAUAUUGUGGAGAAUAUGAUUUGGGAUUUCUGUCAAAAUCUCUACUUACAGCACCGUCAAAUUGCUAUGUUGCUUUGUGGUAUAGAAGAUACAUUGCUUGGAGACAUCGAGAAAAUUGCAGAAUCAUCUUUCCUUAUGGUUGUCGUCUUUGCGCUAGCUGUUACGAAACAAUGGCUAAAACCAAUAGUGUCUAAAGAAAGAAAAAUGGUGACAUCAGUUAAGAUAUUAGUUUCGUUCUCCUGUGUAGAGUAUUUCAGGCAUAUUCGUUUACCUGAAUACAUGGAGACAAUUAGAGAGGUGAUUUCAUGUGUCCAGGAGAAUGAUGCUCCUUGUGUUUCAUUUGUAGAGUCCAUUCCUGCCUAUGAUAGCUUGACGAAUCCGAAAGACUUGUUUACGCAAAGGAUAAAAUAUGAAUGGUCAAGAGAUGAUGUGCAGACAUCUCGAAUAUUGUUUUAUCUUCGAGUAAUCCCAACUUGCAUCGGACGGUUAUCUGCUUCUGCCUUCAGGGGAGUGGUUGCAUCAACCAUGUUUUUAUAUAUUGGACAUCCUAACAGAAAAGUGGCGCAAGCAUCUCAUACGUUGUUGGCAGCAUUUCUCUCUUCAGCAAAAGAAUCAGAGGAGGACGAACGAACUCAAUUCAAAGAACAACUUGUUUUCUAUUACAUGCAACGAUCUUUGGAGGUUUACCCUGAGAUCACACCUUUUGAAGGUUUAGCUUCCGGCGUUGCAACCUUGGUCCAGCAUCUACCUGCGGGAAGUCCUGCUAUAUUUUAUUCUGUUCAUAGCCUUGUUGAGAAGGCUUCUACAUUUAGCACCGAAUCAUUGCAAGGCAGAAAGUCUGAUCCUGGUAAUCAGAUUCUUGAGUUGCUUUUGCGACUUGUCUCUUUGGUUGAUAUACAAGUAAGUUUCUUUUUUGGUCAUCUCCAUCUACUUGAGCUACUAGAAAAUGGUUACUGUGCUCAUACGUUAAUGUUCUCUCCGUCUUUGUAUACAUUUUUGUUUUGGUUUAGGUGUUGCCAUAUCUUAUGAAGUCAUUGGCACAGCUAGUUAUAAAGUUACCAAAAGAAAGACAGAACGUUGUGCUUGGUGAAUUGUAUGGUCAAGUGGCUGAGUCAGACGAUGUGAUUCGCAAGCCUUCUUUGGUCUCUUGGCUACAGUCACUGAACUACUUAUGUUCUAAUAACCGUACUGAAGUUUUAGCUUCUGGAUCAACGAUAGACACUUCGAACCAGUUGGCUGCUCGACUCUAGGGAUCUCCUCAUAGUUUACAAACAUGUGAAAUAGAAUAAAGUUUGUAUGACUUGUAUCAUGGAAUUAUGUUGAAAAGAAUUAUAAAUUAACAUCAUCUCCAUUUUUUGAUCAGUA